AUGAAUAAAAAUUCUACGAGUGAUGAUGCUAUCUCAGUUGAGAAUUCACCUGCUGCACAACAUCCUCAUGUUGACAAUGAGCAACGUGGAAACUCAACGCAAAAUGAAUUUAUUUCAGCAAAAUGUACUACCGCUACUAAUACAACAAAGAAGUUGUCAAUGACUCCGACACUUUUAGAACAUUCAGUUUGGUCACGGCGUCGAUCUUCAAUUGCUGCAGGUGUAUUUGCUAUAUUCACAAUUAUAGCAAUAAGUAUUGGUAUAUUGACUGUUUGUUUCACUUCACCAAAAGCUACUGUUCAAAAGUUUGAGCUCAAAUGCAAACCAACGGCUCAAAAACCAGUUGAAUACAAGUAUGGUCCACGAUCUGUUGCCGUUGGUGAUUUCGACAAUGACACAUGUUUGGAUAUGGUUAUUGCUCAUCAUACAGUUAACAAAAUAACUGUUUAUCUUGGAUAUGCUAAUUAUGGCACUAAUAAUGUCGGCGUCCUUCUUGGAUAUGGGAAUGGUAGUUUUGAAAAUCAAAUGAUGCUCAACACUGGCACGAAUUCUCAUCCGAUUUCUAUAGCAGUUGGGGACUUCAAUGGUGACCGUGAAGUAGAUAUUGCUGUGGCCAAUGAUGGUACAAAGCAUGUAGAUAUGAUGCUUGGAAAUGGGCAGGGAAAAUUUGCAAUUCAAACAAGUUAUGAAAUUGGUUUUGAUACACCUCCGUUAGUUAUGGCUUCUGGUGAUUUUAAUAAUGACGUACGAUCGGAGAUCGCUAUCGCUUACGAUGGACGUGAUCAUGUGGAUAUCUUUGUUGCGUAUAAUUAUGGUUCUUUUGAAACUCAAACAAGGUAUUCAGUUGGCUCUGGUCCAUUUUCUGUAGCUAUUGGUGAUGUUAACAACGACAUUCAACUAGAUAUCGUUGUCGCCAAUAGGGAUAACAAUGAUGUGAGUAUCCUUCUUGGAUAUGGAAACGGUUCUUUUGAAAAUCAAACAAGGUAUGUAGUUGGCUCUUAUCCAUCAUCUGUAGCUAUUGCUGAUGUUAACAAUGACACUCGACUAGAUAUCGUUGUCGCCAAUUUGGCUAGCAAUGAUAAUCAUAGUUGA
Molecule: messenger RNA, 1092 nt
Organism: Rotaria sordida
Lineage: Eukaryota; Metazoa; Rotifera; Eurotatoria; Philodinida; Philodinidae
Source: the annotation of a GenBank genome assembly